GAAAAUGUUUUGUUAUUUCAAUUAUUUUUAAUAAAUUGUGUAAAUGUGUGUAUGAGUGAUUUGAAUUUUGAAAAGUGUAAGAAUGGGUUAUCUGGAGGAGUGACUAAAAAGAGAAAAGUGGAUGUGUUAGUGGGAUUUGAUUUAUCAAAAUCAACAUGGAUGAGGUGUCGGUGACGGGUCCCAGUGGUAGUAAUUUAAGCGAAGGGGACCUUUGGAGCGGUGUCACUGAAGAUGACAUCGCGGCGCUGCCACCUCUUCCACUAGAAAGUGAUGGAGGCGGUGGUGGUAUUAGUCUUUUUGGUGGAAACUUUGUUCCGCCACCACCCAGACCUCUAUUUCUUGAUGAUACUGCCACCCCCGAUGGUUUAACCACUUGCGAUCUUUGUUCUUGGGCUUGGCAAAAUGGGAAUUCACUUACGUUAGAUGCUGCUAUGGAAGCACCGGGAGAAAUAGGAUGGGUUCUUACACUUAUUAUAGUUUCUGUUAUAUCAGCGGUAGUAGGAGCAGUAGUAAUGAUAAUAGUUUUACAUUGUAAAAGGGUACAAAAUACUAGGGAAAAUGGUAAUAGAAGUCGUCCACCUCAUAGAACAUCAAGAAAUGGAACACGUCCUCCAAUUAGUACACCCGACGACAAAGAAAUCAGUACAAUCACUCAAUCUUCUUAUCCAAAUCCACCGAAUAAUCCAAUAAGUAACAACGGCGUAUGGUCUUGGUUAUCAUGUAGAACAACUCCGGUUCCAUCUCAAUUGGAUUCACCAACAUCCCCUGCUGAGAACCAUUACACACACAUGGAUGAAGCUCUUUACGCGGAAUUAGACCAAGAAAGUAACGUAAACAGUAAUAGUCCUGCAUAUCAAAAUUCGGCUUACACGGAUCCAGAUGCGCCUAGUGCUCCAAGUAGCGCGUAUUAUUCCGAUUUAUCAGUGACAACAGUUCCAGAUCGAGCAUACGAAGUCGUUGGGUUAUCUACAUUGCCAAUAUGGGAAGGUGGUAGUAAUAAUGGAGAUAGGAGACAACCGCCACGAUUGGCUUCUAUAAGUGAAACAGUUAGUGUUCCUUCCGAUUAUGUGUAAAUAAAUCGAAUUAAAAAAAUAAUGAUUUUUUAAAAGUCAAUUGUAUUGUUUGAUUACAAAUUAAUUAACUAAGA
Molecule: messenger RNA, 1147 nt
Organism: Onthophagus taurus
Lineage: Eukaryota; Metazoa; Arthropoda; Insecta; Coleoptera; Scarabaeidae
Source: RefSeq, a predicted model, not a curated record